GUGCAGUAGCCGGAGGCUGAUAUUUAACUGUUGUACAAACUACCAAAAGCGUUAUGGUUGACGCACUAUAAAUUUUUCAUAUAGCAUAAAAGUCAAAAUUUGUUUCAUCGUUGAUGGUUUACGCAUCACCUGGCAAUGUGAUAUAAUUAAUUGUUUACCUGUAUAUCGCUAUAUUUAGUAUUCAAUCUACCGACAAUGUAAGAUAUAUUGCAAAUUUUGGAUCAACGGGAGGAAAUUAUUUUUCUUGGCAUAUUUCUGUUUAUGUCCGACUUUUAAGAAAUAAUGGUUGUUCUGUCUUAUUGGCUGACAUUCCUUAGUUCGUUUCUCAUUUUUGUGGCUCAAGGUUCUGAAGCAAGUAGAUGGAUAUCAAGAAACAUAAAUGAUUAUAGACGUCCACCAUUUCGCCAGCCACCACCUCUUGACAUCCAUCCGGAUUAUGGACCCGAUUACGGUCAAACCUAUCACCAGGAUCCAUCGUUCGCCCCUAGAUACAAUAUGAUUCCAACGACACCUCCUUCGUUUUAUGAGUUUUUCGAUCCUAUUUCUGGUGUACACAAAAAGAUUAUAAAUCAUUUCGACCAUCAGAGACCAACUUAUCGACCAUAUCCACAAGAUUAUACCAGAUCUCUAAGAUUAAGGGAUGCCUCUCCUUUUCCGUCGACAUAUGAAAAGAAGCAGUUCGAAAAUACAUACAACGCGCCACAUGAAAAUUCAUAUGCAAAUGAUAAACAAUUUUAUUCAGACUUUGCUACGAGAAGACACAAAAGUUUUAUGAACAAUGCCCAAUUUUCGGGGCAAUUAAAGGGAAACGGCAUUAAUGACGACUUUGUAAUUUAUCUGAUGGGUGAUUGGAAAGGCUACAGAGGAUAGACAUACAUAGCAUUACAAAAUCUUCAUGAAAUUCCAGAACUGCUACAAUUAGUGUGUUUACAACAAAAGGGGUGAUAAGAGGAUAGAAAUAUAUAAUAAAAAUAGUUAAACCUUA
This is a messenger RNA of Mytilus trossulus (common blue mussel), 985 nucleotides long. RefSeq lists its product as uncharacterized. The record is from RefSeq and is a predicted model, not a curated record. The transcript is spliced from 3 exons. The coding region runs from base 283 to 870 and encodes 195 amino acids. Lineage: Eukaryota; Metazoa; Mollusca; Bivalvia; Mytilida; Mytilidae.